CUUCCGGGAGCGUUGCUAUGGCGGCGAGCGCCUUCGGCGGCGUCGUGGCCGCGCUGGAGACGCAUCGCGGCCGCGACCGGGCGGUCCGUGCGCUCUGCUAUGCCUGUCAGUUGGCGGGCGGGGCGCUGGCCAGGCCGCAGGCCUCGCCAUCCGGGCUGCCCGGGAGCCUGCUGGCCGUGUCGGCCCAGCUGAGUGCCUGCCGCACGGUCCUGCGCCUCUUCGACGACUUCGCCAUGCUCAGCUACAGCUGCGACUACGGGCUGGGACCUAAGGAUGAGGACUGCCUGGUGCGGGGGCUGUCAGUGCUCUGCAACCUCGCCAACCAGCUCUACUACCCCUGUGAACAUGUUGCCUGGGCAGCUGAUGCUGGCAUCGUCCACGUAGGCUCUCGGAAGUGGUGGACUCUGAGCACGGCACUUUGGGCCUCCUCCCUGCUCCUGAGCAUCCUGCGAUCCCUGAGGAUCUUGUUCCAGUUAAGAAGAAAGCUGAGGCAACACAAGUGCAGUGCAUCUUCACCUCGGAGUCAAAAGGAAGUGAAAGCCCAUGUGAAGGCUGAGGUUCUGAGCAUCCUCUCAGCCACAGCAGAUCUCUCCAAUGCAAUCCAUUGGCUGCCUCCAGGAUUCCUUUGGGCUGGACAUUUCCCUCCCUGGUUAGUUGGUCUCCUGGGGACCAUCUCCUCCCUGAUUGGUAUCUACCAAGCAUCUGGAGGAGGAGCUUCUGAAGCCACAUAACCGUAAUUAAGCUUCAGGAAGCCACUUUUUUCGUGGUAAAAAAAGGCUUUGGUGAGGCACUCUCCUGGGUGUUGGUGGCUGUAAUUCCAUGCUUCCUAUAAUUAGGACUGCAAUCAAGAUGUGAGUAACAGAGAGAACUGAUUGCACUCAACAGUUUUUUUGUCACUCUUCAUUGGAGAAAUCUUUCAGCGACACAGAAAAUGAAGACAUUUCCUAGGACUGGUAAAACAGGAGGGUAAAAAGUUACCUCUAUCCUUUCUUCCUCUGUCCUAAAAGACAAAUCCAGUCCUCCAGCUGUCACUUGGAAGACCACAAAGUCAGUGUCAGGUGGAGAAACUGCCAGAGUCUGUCACACAGAACUGAGGGACGGAUCCUGCUGAGUUGCAGCUCAGCACUCAGUGCCUCACCCAAACCAGAGAGUUCACCCUGAGCUGGGGACAUUUUCUGGAACCCAGAGCAGAUGUCCCAGGCACAUCCAGGAGCGAGCAAGUGGUGAUCAGGAAAGAAAUAGCAAUGGUGAGCAGUGCCUGGUGAGGCUUCUGCUCUGUGUUGCUCAUUUAUGGAGAAAUCUUGGGAGCUGAGCCUUCCCGGGAAACGGAGCAGCAGCGCCGAGCCUCCAGCCGUGCCUCUUGGGAAGGCCACCGGGUGGAGCUCUUCCACCGGCCUCCCACAGCUGCUUCUUCAAUGUAUUAAUCACCUUCAAGGACCAGUCAGACCAGUGCCAAGAGGAGUUUUACAGUUCCAUUCCUAGGCGGUGCCAAUAAUAAACGAGAUGAAUGCAUCAAA
Molecule: messenger RNA, 1517 nt
Organism: Pogoniulus pusillus (Red-fronted tinkerbird)
Lineage: Eukaryota; Metazoa; Chordata; Aves; Piciformes; Lybiidae
Gene: PEX11G
Product: peroxisomal biogenesis factor 11 gamma
Exons: 5
Coding region: 18-731 (237 amino acids)
Biological process (GO): peroxisome fission
Cellular component (GO): peroxisomal membrane
Source: RefSeq, a predicted model, not a curated record